Messenger RNA from Parastagonospora nodorum SN15, 1224 nucleotides. RefSeq lists its product as hypothetical. Bases 1 to 1224 code for a protein of 407 amino acids. The record is from RefSeq and is a predicted model, not a curated record. The transcript has 2 exons. Gene Ontology annotation, biological process: transmembrane transport. NCBI's taxonomy places the organism in Eukaryota, Fungi, Ascomycota, Dothideomycetes, Pleosporales, Phaeosphaeriaceae. Gene Ontology annotation, molecular function: transmembrane transporter activity.
AUGGGCAAAAUGGAGGAAGAUGGCGAACGUGGGCGUGAUCGCGUUGAUGUCAAUCCACUCGUCAGCUCUAUGUUCACACCCGGUAUCGACGAAAUCGCAAAGGACCUGAACUGCUCCACCACCGCAGUCAUUGGCACAACGACCGGCUUCGUGGUUAUGCUAGGCAUCGGGCCACUUCUACUGGCUCCGUUGAGCGAAACAUUUGGACGGCGUGUCGUCUAUCUGACUUGCUUUUCAAUCUUCACGCUCCUCCAAAUACCAACCGCACUUGCGCCGAAUAUCGCCUUCCUUAUAACGGUCCGAAGUGUUGCAGGCUUCUUUGGGAGUGUUGGCAUCGCGAACGGUGGAGGCACAAUCAGUGAUAUGUUUGUGCCUAGCGAAAGAGCCGGUGUUUUUGGGUGGUAUCUUUUGGGACCAUUACUAGGACCAACACUUGGACCCUUGUUUGGAGGGAUCAUCGUCCAAAGACUCGGUUGGCGGUGGGUUUUCUGGGUCAUGACUAUCGUGUGCUUCGUCAACACUUUGGCCGGAUACUUCUUCCUACGCGAGAGCUAUGCCCCCGAGAUUCUGAAGCGAAAGAAGGCGAAAUAUGAGGAGGAAGCUUCCGACAUGGAGGGAACGAAAUACUCGUACGAAGGCGAAGAUGAGCGCCCAUUUAAGCAAAGAAUCGCGCAAUCUUUAACACGCCCGCCGAAGAUCUUCGCCCAACCUAUCGUGGCAACAAUGGCCGUCUACCAAGCACUCAUUUUUGGCACAACGUACAGCAUAUAUACCAACAUGCAGCCAAUUUACCAAGACCUAUACGGCUUCGACACCGAAAAGGUUGGACUCUUAUACCUUGGACCUGGUCUCGGCUUCUUGUUUGCCGUUUGGUUCCUCGUUCCUCGUAUCGAUACCGUCUACAAGAGCCUCACAGCCAAGAACAACGGCAAAGCCAAGCCAGAAUUCCGACUUCCGCUUGCCAACAUUGGGGCAGUAUUCAUCCCAGUAUCGUUGUUCUGGUUUGCAUGGACAGUCGAAAAGCACGCGCACUGGUUCGCUUCGAUAUCAGGCACGUUCUUCUAUGGCAUUGGACAAGUUAUGAUACUGAACUGCACGCAAAAUUACUUCAUUGAUAGUUUUGAACAAUAUGCAGCAAGCGCUAUCGCCGCGGGCGCAGUCUUCAGAAGCUUGGUCGGUGGUAUCAUCCCGCUUGGUGCGCCAGCACUGGUUCCGAAAAGCUAG